AUGGGGCAACUUGAGCUAGCUCUUGUAGCCGUGGCAAAGAAGAAUACUUUAAUUUCUAACCUUUUUCGUUUGGUUGCUGAUGUGGUCAAUAUUGUUGGAGCAUCGUCUAAACGUUGUGAUCAUCUUCGAGAGAAACAAGCAAAUAUUGUUGCAAAAGCAUUGGAGAAUAGUGAGAUUUUAAGUGGAAAGGGACUUAAUCAAGAAACUACCCUUCAGCGUUCUGGUGAUACGCGUUGGGGUUCACAUUAUAAUUCUUUGAUUAGCUUGCUUGCCAUGUUCUCAAUUGUUAUUGAUGUGCUUGAAAUGAUUAGUGUUGAUGGAUCAAAUUCUGAUAAAAAAUGUGAAGCAUAUAAUUGGUUGGAGUCAAUACUAUCAUUUGAUUUUGCAUUUAAUCUACACUUGAUGAGAACUGUUUUGGCGAUGAAAAAUGAAUUAUCAAAGGCAUUACAGAGAAAAGAUCAAGAUAUUGUAAAUGCAAUGGAAUUGGUGAAACUAUGCAAACAACUACUCCAAUCUUUUAGAAAUGAUGGGUGGGAUUCGUUUGUGCAACAAGUCUAUUCUUUUUGUCAGGUGCACUACAUUGAUGUUCCAAACAUGGAUGAUAUGUUUAUAUGCCGUGCAGCUCGUGGUCGCCCACAACAUCAAGCUCCAGAAAUAACAUAUUUGCAUCAUUUCCGUGUAGAUUUAUUCUAUGUUGUCAUUGAUAUGCAACUUCAAGAGUUGAAUGAUCGUUUUUCGGAGGCAAAUAUCGAGUUGCUUCUUUGUGUAGCAUGUCUAUGUCCAAAAGAUUCAUUCUCUGCUUUUGACAAGAAGAGAUUGAUUCAACUUACUGAGUUUUAUCCAGAAGAUUUUUCAUUAGUAAAUCUCCUAACACUUGAUGAUCAACUAGAAACUUUUAUUUUUAAUAUGCGCUCUAACAAAGAGUUUGAAGGAUUGAAAGACCUUGGUGAUCUUGCAGAGAAGUUGGUUAUGACGAAAAAAAACAUAAUAUAUCCGUUGGUGUACAAACUUCUGACUUUGGUACUAGUUCUCCCGAUUGCUACUGCUACUAUCGAGAGAGUAUUUUCUGCAAUGAACAUUAUGAAGGAUAGAUUGCGCAAUCGAAUGGGAGAUCAGUGGAUGAAUGAUAGCCUAGUUGUUUAUGUUGAGAAAGAGAUAUUUUUGAACAUUGAUAAUGAAGUCAUUAUACAACGUUGUCAAAAUAUGAAAUAUCGCAAAGAACUAUUAUAUGAUAUUGAAUAA
This is a messenger RNA of Diospyros lotus (date-plum), 1242 nucleotides long. RefSeq lists its product as uncharacterized. The transcript is spliced from 2 exons. Lineage: Eukaryota; Viridiplantae; Streptophyta; Magnoliopsida; Ericales; Ebenaceae. Gene Ontology annotation, molecular function: protein dimerization activity. The coding region runs from base 1 to 1242 and encodes 413 amino acids. The record is from RefSeq and is a predicted model, not a curated record.